AUGACAGUCCAGAGGCCUUUCCGUUUGGCUCAUGGAACAACAACCCUGGGUUUCAUCUUCCAAGGUGGGGUAAUAGCAGCAGCAGACACACGUGCCAGUGCCGGGGGGCUUGUUGCCUGUCCGGCUGUUCAUAAGAUCACCCCUAUGCACUCUCAUCUAGUGGUCACAUCUUCUGGUAGUGGUGCAGAUUGCAUGCUGUGGGAGAGAAUUCUGAUUAGAGAGAUCAGACUGUACCAGUUACGGCAUGGACAUCGCCUUUCAAUACGUGCCACAGCUAAGCUCCUUUCAUCUAUGCUCCAUCCUUUUAAAGGUACUGAAAUGUGUGUUGCUCUUACACUGUGUGGUUGGGAUAAGAGCGGUCCAAAGCUUAUAUAUGUGUGCAGUGACGGAGCCCGACUGCAGGGAGAUGUCUUCUCUGUGGGCUCAGGCUCACCUUAUGCUUAUGGAGUCUUGGACAGAGAGCUGAGGUGGAGCCUGAGUAAAGGAGAAGCCAUCUCAUUGGCAAGAGAAGCAGUGUUCAGGGCCACUCACAGGGAUGCCUACUCGGGGAACAAUGUGGACCUUUUCCACAUCACAGCACAAGGAUGGAGCCAGAGAAAGAGAGAGGACUUGAAAGAAGAAUAUUACAGAGAUAAAGAAAAGAAGGGAAAGAAAAAGAAUGACAAACUCAAAUAA
Molecule: messenger RNA, 675 nt
Organism: Pundamilia nyererei
Lineage: Eukaryota; Metazoa; Chordata; Actinopteri; Cichliformes; Cichlidae
Gene: psmb11a
Product: proteasome 20S subunit beta 11a
Exons: 2
Coding region: 1-675 (224 amino acids)
Cellular component (GO): proteasome core complex; cytoplasm
Molecular function (GO): threonine-type endopeptidase activity
Source: RefSeq, a predicted model, not a curated record